Geodia barretti is the source of this 1019-nucleotide messenger RNA. The record is from the annotation of a GenBank genome assembly. Lineage: Eukaryota; Metazoa; Porifera; Demospongiae; Tetractinellida; Geodiidae.
GCCGGGGUGUGGAAUCUAAUUUCCGACGGAGAGAGGCUGGGUCACGUGUUUAUGAAGUCGCCGAGAGAUAGAGCGAUCUUUCAGCUCCGUUUCUGCAGGUAUCGCUGAGCUGCCUAGAGGGAGAUCUUAGGGAACACUUAUUUGCACGGAGAGUCUACUGGUGAUGGAGUGGUGAGGCUGUGGAAGUAAGAACGAGCCAGGGCAACCACUCUCAAUAAGGAAGCACAUGUUUUUUCCUGCCAAAGUAUAUAAUAUAUACUGCAGUACACAGAGCCAUGUCAAAGCCGGCAUUUCUGAAAGUAGUUUUACUUGGGGAUGGAGGAGUUGGGAAGUCGUCUCUCAUCCAGAGAUUCGUGAGUAAUAAAUUCGACCCGUCUCUCUUUCACACAAUCGGGGUGGAGUUUCUCAACAAGGACUUGGAGGUUGAGGGGGAGAGAUAUACUCUGCAGAUAUGGGACACUGCUGGUCAGGAGCGGUUUAAGAGUCUCCGAACGCCGUUCUAUAGGGGGAGCGACUGCUGUUUGCUCACGUAUGCAAUUGAUGAUCCGCAGAGUUUCCAGAACGUAGCCAUGUGGAAGAAGGAGUUUCUCUACUACGCAGACGUGAAGGACCCGGAUAACUUUCCUUUUGUGGUCCUCGGGAACAAGAGCGAUCUGCUGGAGGAGAGAAAAGUGAAUGCCGAGGAGGCCGGGUUAUGGUGCGAGCAAAGCGGCGGACUCCCGUAUUUCGAGACGAGCGCCAAAGACGCCGUGAAUGUGGACAGGGCAUUUGUGGCUGCCAUUCAGCGAGUGGCGGCUCUAAACCACGCCAGCAACAACAUGAAGAGAAACGAUUACCCAGUUGACUUGAGCAAAGGUAGCAGUAGGAAGAGUGGUUGCUGUUCGUGAGGAUGCCCCUCUCGUUUAGUUCUAUUGUGGUGCAGGUGAAUGUGAAUUUAACUACGUAUUGUUCUUGUGCCGUGAAAUUAUUGAGUUGUGGUUGUAAGAUGGCGUGAGCGGCCAAUAAACUUUCCUUGCGCA